AUGCCAACCCGCGGAUUGGGAAACAAUAGCGGGCCAUGGCGCUACCUAGCUGGAGGUAGCCUUGCAGUUGCCAUUACCACUGUGUUUAUGAUGCGGCGUCACCCAGCCUCUCUGCUGGUGUCCACAGGUGACGCGGCAGCCCUUGGCAAGCUAUGGAACAGUGCAACCGAGUUCAUGCUCUCAGUCCCGCCCGAGUCAGAGCACGUGGUCCUCGUCCCGAGGGAACAGGCCAAGGGGAAGACCGUCAAGAAGAUUCCUCAGUACUUUGCGAGCCACGUCGUGUUCGCCCUGACAGCAUUCGAUCCUCCUGGUCAAAGCCGAAGUCUCGAGGUGAACACCAGAGAGAACGGCAGAUUGUUCCAGAAGCUGUCGGAGCUGCGGUCUGAGGGGCGGGUCACGGCCAUUUGGCCCGCUUUCGGGGUCCACGUUGUUGAGAAGUGGCGUGAGGACGGGUUUUGCGUGGCCUUCUCCCGGUCAGACGCAGCAGCUGGCCGGAGCGCCAUCAUGGCGAUCGCCACCGCCUUCGGGCAAGGCGCUGUGUACGAGUACACGGCAGCUACUUCAUCUUUGGACCGCGAAUGGGAGCUCCUCCGGCAUACCGUGCCUGCGGUUUCUGGGCCAGAAGUCGCUGGGACGGAGAAGAUGGUCAGGGUGGAGACAGGGCCUCCGAUUGAGGGAACUGCGCUCGAUCGCCCAUGGGCGGGGCCCGAAGGAUGGCACUAG
Effrenium voratum is the source of this 723-nucleotide messenger RNA. Lineage: Eukaryota; Dinophyceae; Suessiales; Symbiodiniaceae. The record is from the annotation of a GenBank genome assembly.